AUGGCGUCCUCCUCGACGUCUACACAGAACAAUUUGUCUGCGGACAAUGUAACGGGCUUAGCGCCCAUCCUCACUGAUGGCACCGUGAAACGAUUACCGACGAAUGCGAAGGAUCGGCUCUCCACCUAUUCUAACGUCUCGUUCGCCUCACAAAAUCGUUCGCGCCCAGGCUCCCAUGUCUUCCCCAUUUUCCAUACUAGUCUUCCGUAUGCCCUUGUACGGGACUUUGCCUACCCUUCCAUUCAUCCUCUCCACUACGGGCCUCCUCCCCCUCGCGCCUCCGGGGUCUCUACGCCAGCAAGUGAAUAUCGACGCUUGUCUGACCCACCGACUUCAUGGGAUACCUCGCGGGGACCUUGGUCAACGGCUCAAUGGGGUAAUGAACCUACCAACCAUGGCCACCAGCAGUUGCCAGCCAUGUCUUUCGGAGACGGUCCCCCAUAUAGCGAAGAUGAAGACUUGCAUAGCCCAGUAGUCACUUCACGCCAUCGCAAGAGGUCUACCGACAUGAAUGGUCUCGUUGACGAGCGAGUAAUGUCACGAACGGGCCAGUCAGCUGGAAAUAAUGAUCGGGGAACGCUCGUCGGAAUUAACGCUGACGGUAGUGAGACCUACUAUGUGAAUGAUGGGGAUGACUCAGACGAUGGGCCAGGUGGGGAAUACAUAACAUAUCCGCCGAAUGAGGGCCGGUAUUCGAUGAUGGGAUACAGUGCCCCAGGUGGCCAACAGAGUUAUGAACACGACCCUGGCUUUGAGUCGGAAGAUGAAAUACCAGGUGGAGACCGGUACUCCAAUGACUACCAGUUUGCCGUCGGUUGCCCGGAUGAAGAGAUGCACGGAAAGGCCGUUGCACUGUUCGACUUUACCCGAGAGCAUGAGAACGAGCUUCCUCUUACCGAGGGCCAGGUGAUUUACGUUUCAUAUCGGCACGGUCAAGGCUGGCUAGUUGCAGAAGACCCUCGAACAGGCGAGAAUGGUCUCGUCCCAGAAGAAUUUGUGCGGCUCUUGCGAGACAUCGAAGGAGGUCUGACAUCGCUGAAUGGGGAGGGCCUCGAGGUUACGGGCUCAAGCGCAGAUACCAAUGAGUCUGAUCAAGUUUCCACCCCAACUCAGACCGAGCGGCCUUCGUUGGAUGGAAAUACCACUCAGUCUGAAAGCCAGGCCACAAAUGGCAACACUCCCUCAACCUCAACAGAGACCGCCUCGGCUGAAAUGGUUUCAGACGCCGGCAAUCGCACCAGCACGUCGACCAAGACCUGA
Molecule: messenger RNA, 1260 nt
Organism: Penicillium antarcticum
Lineage: Eukaryota; Fungi; Ascomycota; Eurotiomycetes; Eurotiales; Aspergillaceae
Product: adaptor protein NBP2
Exons: 1
Coding region: 1-1260 (419 amino acids)
Molecular function (GO): protein binding
Source: RefSeq, a predicted model, not a curated record